AUGACUGUUUCGACUGAAUCAAAUUUCCCUCAUGGGGCAAGCACUCAGAAAUCUCAGAGCGUGGAACCAGAGAUAUACUCCAGCCUAACAAAAUCCUUGGACUUCGGCAACGAUGCAGAAGAGAAGUGGUGGACACGAACAGCUCCUCUGCUUUCCAGAAUUCUCGAUUCAGCCGGCUACACGCUUCCCCAGCAAUGCCAAUUCCUCACCCUCUUCAACACGCUUAUGACCCCAAACUUCGGGCCCCAUCCUCACAUAUGGCACUCCUCUAUUACGCACUCCGGGCUUCCCGUCGAGUUUAGCGUUAAUUACCAGCCCGGAAAGCAACCGACCGUGCGCAUUGGUUUUGAACCAGCAUCGUCCAUAUCGGGCACUGCGCGGGAUCCAUACAAUAUAGUCACCGUGUCAAACGUCCUGAACAAAAUGUCCAGGCUGAACUUCAAGGGCUUCGAUCCAUCUCUGUUCCACACUUUGAUCGGUUCACUCGCCCUCUCGAAGAAUGAAUCUGACCUGCUUCAGGGCGCGAAGCUUGAAGGUUCCAAGUUCAAGACACAGGCGGCCUUUGGGCUGGAUCUCAAGGGAGACGCUGUGACGGUGAAAACCUAUCUCUAUCCUGCCUUAAAAUCCAAGGUGUCCGGGCUUGCAUUUAGCGAGCUUCUGGAGAACGCGUUUGCUAAACUCCAGAACGCUCACGACUUUUCUCGGGUGCUCCCAAUGGUCCAAGAGUAUAUGGAGGAAGGGCAGUGCUAUAAUCAGUACUCCUUUAUUGGAUUUGACUGUGUUGACUCUUCGAAGUCCCGGUUAAAGAUCUACGGAGCUCUAUUGGAUAUGUCUUGGAAGAAGGUGGAGCAGGUAUGGACGCUUGGUGAUCGGUUGAUAAAUAGUGAAACCAACAAGGAGGGCCUUGGGUAUAUGCGGGCCCUGUGGGAGUACCUGACACCUGGAAAGGAACGACGACCUGUGGGCAUCUGGAACUACGAGCUAUUACCCGGGAGUGAAGAGCCGAUGCCCAAGUUCUACGUGGACAUGAAUGGCGAGAAUGAUUUUCAAAAUGCGCUGGGCAUAUCGAAGUUCCUGCAUCACAUUGGAUUGACGGCAACGGCUGAAGGCUUGAUCGGCCGAAUUCAGGAGUACUUCCCUGGUGUGAACCUUCAGGAAACGACCGAAGUUAUUCAGUACGUGUCUUUUGCGUGGAGUAAAGGUGGACCUUAUUUCAGUGUUUAUUACCUAUCGUCCUACUAA
This is a messenger RNA of Penicillium robsamsonii, 1242 nucleotides long. RefSeq names its product DMATS type aromatic prenyltransferase. The transcript is spliced from 3 exons. Gene Ontology annotation, molecular function: transferase activity, transferring alkyl or aryl (other than methyl) groups. The record is from RefSeq and is a predicted model, not a curated record. Lineage: Eukaryota; Fungi; Ascomycota; Eurotiomycetes; Eurotiales; Aspergillaceae. Bases 1 to 1242 code for a protein of 413 amino acids. Gene Ontology annotation, biological process: alkaloid metabolic process.